GAGUCCCACUGGGCCCCAGCUCCCCCUCUGGCUGCAGACACAGGACAAGACCACGGCAUAUCUGGAAUCAAGGAUCGUCAUCUUCUCCCGACUGCUGGAUCUCACUGGCUGCCCUGUGGCCUGGUGACCGGCUGGUCUGGCAGGGAACUGCAUAGGACCCACAGGAGCCAACAGUCCAGGGGCUCAGCAGGAAGUAAGCUCUCUGCGUGAGUUGCUGCAAGACCGUGAAGGGAAGGAAGUGAGCACAGAGACCUUUGUAUGGAAGCAGCCGCUCUUCUCAGAGGACAGCGAGGCUCAUGAGAUCGGCACAAAACGCCUCGAAGUGAAGCUGGCUCCUGGUCCCCCGAUAGAGGGAAACUGAGGGACAGAGACGUGGGGCAGUGAUUCUGCAAAUCUUUAGCACUUGUUCAAAGAGGACGCUGACCAAGAAAGUUCGUGGGUGUGAACUGUGAGGACAUCACUGUGAGACCUCAUGGACAUUACCACCUGGACCUCCAACUUCACAGAGCAGACAGAUUUCAUCCUGGUGGGACUCUUCCGUCAAUCCAAACACCCUGCUCUGCUUUGCCUGCUCAUCCUUGUGAUUUUCCUGAUGGCCUUGUCCGGAAAUGCACUCCUGAUCCUUCUUAUUUGCUCUGACUCCCGCCUCCACACCCCCAUGUACUUUUUCAUCAGCCAGUUGUCCCUCAUGGACAUGAUGUACAUUUCCACCACGGUGCCCAAGAUGCUCAUGGACCAGGUCCUGGGUGAGAACAAGAUCUCAGCCCCUGAGUGUGGGCUGCAGAUGUUCCUCUACUUGACACUGGUUGGUUCAGAGUUUUUUCUUCUGGCAUCCAUGGCCUACGACCGCUACAUGGCCAUCUGCCAUCCCCUGCACUACCCCAUCCUGAUGAACCACAGAGCAUGUCUCCUCCUGGCAUCUGGCUGCUGGUUCCUGGGGUCGGUGGAUGGCUUCAUGCUGACUCCUGUGACCAUGACCUUCCCCUUCUGUGGAUCCCGGGAGAUCCAUCACUUCUUCUGUGAAGUCCCUGCUGUGACAAAGCUGUCCUGCUCAGAUACCUUGCUCUAUGAGACACUCAUGUACCUGUGCUGUGUCCUCAUGAUCCUCAUCACUGUAACAGUCAUCUCAAGCUCCUACACCUUCAUCCUCCUCACUGUUCUCAGGAUGAACUCAGCAGAGGGCCGGAAGAAGGCGCUGGCCACCUGCUCCUCCCACAUGACUGUGGUCCUUCUCUUCUACGGUGCUGCUGUCUACACCUACAUGCUCCCCAGCUCCUACCACACCCCUGAGAAGGACAUGGUGGUGUCUGUGUUUUACACAAUACUCACCCCUGUGUUAAACCCCUUAAUCUAUAGUCUCAGGAACAGGGAUGUCACAGAAGCUCUAAAGAAAAUGUAUAGUGUGAGACCUGCCUUUCAAGACUUGGUAAAAUAGGCACCGUGAGUAAUCAUGGGUUCUUUUCUUUCUCUCUGCAUAUCAGACAUUCAGAGUCUUAUAUGAAUUGUGUUUCUCAGACUCACAUGAGGGCUUAUCCUCCACUCACCCCUUUUUUGGGAAUUCUUUUCUAUACUGGAAAAAUCUCCAUCUGUGCCCUGUUUUUCCAUUCAAAUACUUAUACGACAGGAUUGUUUUGAUGUUUUAUUUUCUGUAGCUGAUGAUUGGUCCUUAAUUAUGUAGAAUAUUCAUAGUUAGGAAUGGUCAUAAGGUUUUCAACAGAUAAGGGACAGAAAGAAGUAAUAA
Messenger RNA from Chinchilla lanigera (long-tailed chinchilla), 1741 nucleotides. RefSeq names its product olfactory receptor 2T29-like. NCBI's taxonomy places the organism in Eukaryota, Metazoa, Chordata, Mammalia, Rodentia, Chinchillidae. The record is from RefSeq and is a predicted model, not a curated record. Gene Ontology annotation, cellular component: membrane. Gene Ontology annotation, biological process: G protein-coupled receptor signaling pathway. Gene Ontology annotation, molecular function: olfactory receptor activity; G protein-coupled receptor activity. Bases 473 to 1435 code for a protein of 320 amino acids. The transcript is spliced from 3 exons.